Molecule: messenger RNA, 792 nt
Organism: Penicillium angulare
Lineage: Eukaryota; Fungi; Ascomycota; Eurotiomycetes; Eurotiales; Aspergillaceae
Product: biliverdin-producing heme oxygenase
Exons: 2
Coding region: 1-792 (263 amino acids)
Biological process (GO): heme oxidation
Molecular function (GO): heme oxygenase (decyclizing) activity
Source: RefSeq, a predicted model, not a curated record
AUGAGGGAGGACGAUUUACUCGUGAAGCUUCGGCAGGUCAUACAAGAACCCCACGCAAGCAUCCAUCGCUUAAAUCUCUCACGAAUUGCCCUCUGCAUCCCUCCUCAAGUCCACCAGCCAUCCCUCUACGCUCUAGGAAUAUCGCGCUAUGCCGAAAUCUUCUAUGGAAUGGAAGAAGUGUGGGUCGCUGUCAUUGGUGAUCCAGCCGAUUGGAUCGAUCGCGCGACCGACGAUCGUAUCGCCGAUUCCUCUCCCUCCCCCUCUCCGUCUGACAGCGAUGGACGCCUAACAUCCUUACUCCGCCUCUUAUAUGUUCCGGAGCUCCUUCGAACGCGGGCCUUACAGGCCGAUCUUUCCUUUUUGGGGGCGAUGGACCCCAUCAACGCGCGAUUGAUUCAUAGUCAAAAUCCUGGGGCUGAGAUAAGGGGAUAUCUGAAUCUCGAGGUUCGCGAUAAGCCACACCUCCUUGUGGCUUGGAUAUGGAUUCUUUAUUCGGCUAUCUUGUACGGAGGCUAUGAGAUUCAAGCAAAGCUACUGAAAGCUGGUGCAAGUUUCUGGGAUCUUUCCGAGAAAGAAUUGAAGUUGAACCGGACACCUUGCCCUCUCUCAUUCUGGCAUAUCGAUGAUGCCGUCACGGUCAAGAAAAAAUUUCGCAAUCUGAUGGUUCAUGCCAAUCGGUUGUUGACGCGUUCGGAGCAACAAGACAUUAUUGACGAGUCGCUCCGCAUUUUUCAAGAACUCGAGGGAUUAACUUUGAGCCUUGACGAAGAGGCGAAAACAACACUGCGUUAA